CUAGUGGAUUGUUCAGUGGAUUGGUAAUAAUUUAGGAACGCUUUUUUUGUUAAUGAUACCGUGAUAAGCUGGAACAUGUCGGUUAAUACAUAACCACAAUAUACCACAAUUAUUAUCAUUGUUUUAUCAAUUGUAUGAUUCAUUGAUAUUUGAUUUAAAAUUUAAAUUGUGAUUUGAAUAAAGUACCUAUUUAAUUCUAUUAAAUUUACAUCUUUUUAUAAUUUUUGUAUGUGAUCAAAUUCUUAAAUAAUGAAUAAUAAUUUAGUAUUAUUAUUUAAUUUAAAUCACCUACAAGAUAUAAAUAAGUCUUUGGAUAAAAAAAAAAAGCUUUUAAUUCAACUGCUUUCAAAAAAUGUGAAAGCACGUAUUACAAACUUCAUGUCAAUAACAAGUCUAUAUGAUGACAUAGAUUUUAAAAGUCAUUUCAGACUCACAAGAAGUUCAGUCGAGGUUUUAAUGUGUAAAAUGAAACAUUUAUAUAAGUCUCCCAAUAUAAAAGGAGGAAGACCUGGGGUUGAUUUUCAUAAAGCUACUUUGUUAACUAUUUGGUACUUAAGUAACACUGAGACAUUUCGCCAGGUCGGUGAUCGUUUCGGGUUAAAUAGAGGGCUUGCAUGUCGUACUAUACAUAAAUAUAUACGUGCACUGUCAAACCUUCUUGAUGAAUUCAUAAUAUGGCCUAGGGGAAGUUCUGAAACAAAAACUGUACAAGAUUUUAAAAAUUUACGAAUAAAUUAUGUACCAAAUACUAUUGGAUGUAUUGAUGGCUGCCAUAUCCGCAUGCAUUCAGAAAAAGCUAAAAGGAGUGACUACACCAACCGCAAAAUGUUUCAGUCAAUUGUUCUACUGGCUGUUUGUAAUGCUCAUUUAGAGUUUACUUACAUAUUUUCUGGUUGGCCUGGGAGUUCGCAUGAUGCAAGAGUUUUUAAAAAUUCUUCAUUAGGAAAUACUUUAAUAAAUAAUCCACAAGAAAUGAUUUCUAAAGAUCUUCAUAUUCUUGGUGAUUCUGCUUUUCCAUUACUUGAAAACCUUUUAGUUCCAUACAAGGCUACCCACAUAUUGUCUGAUAGAGAAAAAUUAUUCAAUAGAAGAUUAAGUUCAACUCGAGUGGUUAUAGAACAAGCUUUUGGAUUGUUACUAGGGCGUUUUCGAAGACUCAAGUCACUAGAAUCAAAAUCAGUUGAAUUAAUGAGUCUUACAGUAACUGGUGCUUGUAUUUUACAUAAUUUGGCUCUUAAGAACAAUGACUUAUUUGGAAUUGAAGAUAACGACCAAGACAUGGACGUUUCAACUGAUGAAAUUCAUCAAGAUGUUGGUGUUUCAAUAGCAGUCACACAAAGAAAUGGUAUAGACAAAAGAAAUGAGUUGUCUCUUAGGUUUUAUGAACAUUGAGCAAAUCAUGACAUUUCAAUUUAAUAUUAUUUAUAUUUAUUUAAUAUUAUUAUGUUAUUUAUUAUUAUUGUGUAACCCAAUUGUUUUAAAAACAAUAAUAAGAAUAAAUGAUUUAGUUUAUACUGUA
This is a messenger RNA of Rhopalosiphum padi (bird cherry-oat aphid), 1519 nucleotides long. RefSeq lists its product as uncharacterized. The record is from RefSeq and is a predicted model, not a curated record. NCBI's taxonomy places the organism in Eukaryota, Metazoa, Arthropoda, Insecta, Hemiptera, Aphididae. The coding region runs from base 250 to 1392 and encodes 380 amino acids. The transcript has 7 exons.